Molecule: messenger RNA, 1525 nt
Organism: Drosophila sechellia
Lineage: Eukaryota; Metazoa; Arthropoda; Insecta; Diptera; Drosophilidae
Product: AT-rich interactive domain-containing protein 4A
Exons: 3
Coding region: 393-968 (191 amino acids)
Biological process (GO): regulation of transcription by RNA polymerase II
Cellular component (GO): nucleus
Molecular function (GO): transcription cis-regulatory region binding
Source: RefSeq, a predicted model, not a curated record
GGUAUCCGGUCAUCUCUAGAAUUUCACGAAAAUUUCAUCCGCCAAAAACGUAAACUAAAGGAGUAUCUUUCGAAAUAAGGUGAUGCCGCAGAUGACCAGCUGUCCAAUAAACUGCGCAAACAGAGACUAAGAUCGGUGCCACCAGAUUUCGAAAAGAGCUGCAGUGAAUCCUGCGCUCAGGAGGCUGGGAUAUUGAAAUUUCCACCUUGUGGGUGGUACAGCUGCGCAGGAAGAAGAAGAACGACAACGCUGCACUCGAUUUGAUAAACAAAAGAAUUAAAAACUCAUAAAAAAAGGAUUAAAUCGGUCACCUGAAGAAGAUGUCAGGCGAAAGUUAGUAGGAUCGAUCCCAACACUUGGUCCAGCAGCAGCAUAGAAAUCUCCAGAUAAGGAUGCAGCAAAUGGACGAUCCGCCUUCGCUGCCCGUGGGCACGGAGGUGAGUGCCAAGUACAAGGGCGCCUUCUGCGAGGCGAAGGUCAGCAAGGUGGUGCGCAAUAUCAAGGUGAAGGUGGCCUACAAGCAGGGCCUAGGCUCCGGCAUUGUCUCCGAUGAUGCCAUCAAAGCACCAACGGGCCAACUUCGCGUCGGUGCGGUCGUGGAGGUGCGUCAUCCAGAUCGCAAGGAACUAGUGGAGGCUACCAUUACGAAGAUCCAGGAUUGUUCGCAGUACACGGUGGUCUUCGACGAUGGAGACAUCACCACGCUCAGGCGAACGGCUCUGUGCCUCAAGAGCGGCAGGCAUUUUAAUGAAAGCAAGACGCUAGACCAGCUGCCACUCACCCAUCCGGAACAAGGUGCCCUCCAUUACAACCGCGUUACCUCGCAGAAUCAGUGGAAGCUCAUCGCCAUGCGCCUGGGCUUCACGCCCUGCACGCCGGCUGCACCCAUCGAUGUCUUGGACCGCAAACGCUUCAUUGUCCAGGCGGUACAGGUGGACCCCGAUAACACCACCCUGUACAGUGUUUGAGGACAGUUGGUCGCCACGGAGUACGAAGUAGAGACGCCAGCUUCCUAGCGGGGAAUCCCCGAGUACUGAGAAGGCAAUUGCCGGGAAUUGCACCGUGUACUUUAUAUUAUUUAUAGUUAUCGAUUAAACCUAGGCUAAAACUGCAAUACCCCUAAACUUAACACACAGUAUUUACCCCCCUCUGCAUCUGCGGCACAAGAAAAACUUUAAGUGGUUGCGCAGAAAUCUCUGGCGAUUGGAUAUUUACUUGCCACAGAGAAAUGUACUUUCAGAUACAUUUUCGAAGUAUUUUAGACCUUUCGAGAUUUCUGCGCAAAUCCUGUACAUUACUUUUAUGAAUUUGUUUAUAUAACUUUUUAAGCGCCUUUCACUUUGUCGCGGCUUUGUACACAUUUGUUGAUUUCCGUUUGUUUAAGUUUUAAGUCAUCCAAAAAUAGUUGUCCACAAUUUAAAGACUUUCAAUUAUUCGCCGUACUUCAUUUGUAUGUAACUUUUUUUUGUAAAAAAAUGUUAGACUUAAGUUUGCGUAAAGAAAAUACAGACAAAGUAUUGAAUUA